Messenger RNA from Penicillium verhagenii, 714 nucleotides. RefSeq lists its product as uncharacterized. NCBI's taxonomy places the organism in Eukaryota, Fungi, Ascomycota, Eurotiomycetes, Eurotiales, Aspergillaceae. The transcript has 2 exons. Bases 1 to 714 code for a protein of 237 amino acids. The record is from RefSeq and is a predicted model, not a curated record.
AUGUCAUACUAUGAGCGCUAUGGCGAGUUGAGCAAGAGCACCUUGAACUUCGUCACCGGCAAAACUGCAAGCGAGCAAAUACAGUCAAGAACCGACCUGAGAACCGAUGAAAUCCGCAGGGCAGGCAGAAAGAUAACGGUUAUGAGUGACGAGGAGUGGAACAGAAGGGAGGAGGCGAUGAACAAAAGGGCGGCCGAAUACAAAGCAAAGCUAGACAAAGAACAAGCAGAGCAUCGCUUGUCAAGAGAAAAGGCUCUCCAGCCAAUCAGAGACAGAAUUGAACGAGAGAAAAAAUACCCGUCGUUGAUCCACGAAAAGCUGUCGUUAUUCCACGAACCGGCUGACGAGUCUCCCGCCGCUCUUGAUGCAUGGGACAUCGUUUACAAGGAGACGUCCCCCUUUCUAGCAAAGGUGGUUAUCGCCUAUCGCUAUGGGCUUGACAAGGGAAGUGGGAGACUUGAUAACACUGCGAUUGGAUAUUAUGGGGGCGAUGACCUAGUGUCGUGUCUUCGAGCCAGAGAUAUUGGAGUCAGCGGAAACGAGACAGCCUUUGACAGGCUGGUAUCGAUGAAGUUUCUGGCAGCUGCUCUGGUCGAUAAUAUAGAGACCAUCUCAAAGGACGAAUCGCAAGCCGCCAGAAAAGAGCUGCUCGAGUUCAUCAUCGGAGAUGAAGUCACAGAAAUCGAGAUCACCGAGUUGGUUAUCGAGACUUAG